Messenger RNA from Chrysemys picta bellii (western painted turtle), 3345 nucleotides. The record is from RefSeq and is a predicted model, not a curated record. NCBI's taxonomy places the organism in Eukaryota, Metazoa, Chordata, Testudines, Emydidae.
ACAGCGCGCUCUUGUCUCAAGCCCGGAGCGAGAGUGGCUAGUCCCGCAGCAGAGCCGAGCCGAGCGCAGCGCUAACCCGGUCCCCCUUGCGGUGGAGCCGCCUGCUGGGCGCAGGUAAAUCCUUGAACACAGACCAACCAGGGACUUCAGAGAGAGGACAGAAAGCAAGGACGUCUCAGCGAACUGGAACUGAUUUGGUCAGCGCCUGCUGAGGCCUCACUGAUGCUGCAGAUAAAAUAGCAUCAAGGAUUGAAUGGAGCGUUUGAAAAACAAACACAGCUCAGGUUCCAUGUUUGAGCAAAAGUCACAAUCCGACUGUAUUGGGAAGGGUUUUUUCCGAUUGCAUCCCGUAGCCAAACCGCGCCUGAGCUGUAAUCCAGUGAGUUGCUUCGAAACUGUCCUUAAGAAGGGCUCUGCCAGCACCGCCAGACCCACUGUGAACAGGGUGUUAGUUACUGCUGGCUCCAGAUGGUGGUUUAGGUCCGCGUGUCACAGCUUUUGGAGACAGAAAAGAUGGAGAACGGGUCGUGUCCUGCUGAGAAGAGUGAGCCAGAUCCACUCCUGGCUUCCCAGGAAACCCAUGUACAACAAAAUGGAAUCACUCCCGUGACCAUCUCUCCAAAGGAUGGAAAAGGCAGAAAAAUUGACCCUACAGGUGGAAACACAGCAGUCUCGCUGCUGAUUGUCCAGAAAAUGGCAGAAGAGAGCGCCGAAGUGACAAGCGAUACCAGUAGAGGGGUGAAUGACUCAAUGCUGCCGGGUCACGGACAAGUGGAAGAAAGGAGAAGAGAUGUGGAUUUCAGCCUAAAAUGCAUUAAAGAUAAACGGAUCCCAAUUACCGUUACUGUCGUCAUCACAGCGUUGAUCAUCACCGUAAUUGCACUGGCAGCCAAGAAGAUGCCCCCCUGCCCACGCUGCCCACCCCAUGUCACUGCUGCGUGCCCGGAUGGCUGGGUGGGAUACCAAGGGAAAUGCUACUACUUCUCAGAGACUGAAGGGAACUGGAACAACAGCCAGAGCCACUGCUCUUCCCUCAACGCCUCCCUGGCUUCCAUUGACUCCCUGCCGGAGCUGAAUUUCAUGCUGCGCUAUAGAGGGAUCCUUUACCACUGGAUUGGCCUCCAUAGGGAACAAGGCGAGGGCCAGCCCUGGAAGUGGACCAACGGUACCAUAUUCAACAACCUGUUUCAGGUCAGAGGGGAAGGGCAGUGCGCUUACUUGGAUGAACAUGGGGUCAGCAGCUCCCGGUGCUACUCAGAGAAACAUUUCAUCUGCAGGCGGCCGGCUGAGUGCUCUAGAAGGAAGCCAAGCGGUGCAGGAGGGGACACAAGGGCUAAAAUCAUGUAAAGGGCCAAUGCAGUCUCUUCAGUGGAUGCAGAACUUACACAUUCAUCAUCUCUUGUGCAGCAUCCUACCUCUCCAACCAUUGCUCCCCCCAGAUCCCUGCUGAAAAACUAUCUUUACAAUGCUCACAACACUAACUCUACUACACAAUAACACCAUUGCCAUGGUACUACUGGACAGGGGUUUUAGAGGUUUAGGUAUUAAGGGGAUAUUAGAUUUAAAGUGAAUAAAUUAUUUAGAUUAUGAAGAAUCCCUGCUUUUAUUUUAAAAAGAGUAUGUUUCUAGCUUGCUUGGUUAUGAAUAUACCCUGGCAAAUCAAAGAGAGCCUGAGUCUGCAGAGAGCUUGAAAAAAUAACUCUGAAAAGUGCCCAUUUAAUUUACUCACAAAUUAACUCUGGAACCUAGUGAUGACACUAACUUCUAUCUUUUUCCUCUAUGCUGGUUUUUCCUGGUGAGGGUCGUGGCAGCAGCAUGGAGAGUAGGGAGGACCAGACCUCCCUUUUCUCCACAACAGAUUCCAGCUCCUCCUGGGGGAUUCCCAAGCAUUCCCAGGCCAGCUAGGAGAUAUAAUCCCUCCAGCGUGUUCUGGGUUGGCCUCCUCCCAGUGGUACGUGUUCAGUAGAGUUCCAAAGGAAGCCUACCAGGGGGUAACCUUACCCUGUCUCAGAGAGUAAGCCCAGCAACCCUGCAGAGAAACCUCAUUUCCACCGCUUGUACCCGUGAUCUCGUCCUUUAAGUCAUUACCCAAAGUUCAUGGCCAUAGGUGAGGAUGGGGACAUAGAUUAAACUGUAAACCGAGAGCUUCGUCUGAGAACCCAGCUCCCGCUUCACCACCACGGAUCUGCACAGCGGCCUCAUCGCUGCUGCUGCCCCACUCCGCCGGUAGAUCUCCCGCUCCCGUUUACCAUCACCAAGCGGUGAUUGGUUGAUAGUUCUGCCCGUCUCUGCACCCGGGUGUCCAGAACACAUAGACUUCCUCCGAGGAUCGUUACCUUGUCGUGGUGGAGGGGUUUGCGUGUUCCGUUGAACCCCAGGGCUAUGUCGUCUGGAGCCCAGUGCUCCUGGGAGGGUGACCCUAGACGAACAGGUCUGGGGGGAGGUUCCAGACUAAAAACGAUCCCGUGCAAGAUGCUCAUGAAAGCCCAACAAAUGAGCACACGAACCUUGCCUGGAUUAGGAAUAUGGGACCCACCCCUGAAGCCAGGCCUGGGGGUGGUGUUAGUGAGUGUCUGAUGGCCAGGCAACCCAUGUAACCCGGCCGGGCCUAGCCCGAAAAGGGGACAGGGGCUCAGCACCCGCGAGGCAAAGAGUGAGGGUUGGGUGCGAUGCCCGAAUGGCAGCAGGAGGGAUGGACCAGGCUGGGCUGGCCUCCGCGAUGGAGACUGGCCUGACACUAAAAUACAGGCAGAGGCAGCUAUUCUUUGAGCUAAAGAACCAGACUUGUGAACAGCAGCUACUGCAGGGGGACAGAGACCCUGAGUGUGGGAUACAGACCCUUACACUUAGCAAAGGCUGUUUCUGUCUCUGGCUGUUUACAGGUAAAUUAAGUGUGGGAUGGUUCACAAUGGGGCUCCUCUCCUGGGUCUGAACCAAACGCCGAGGAAGGAUGAGGGGGAACCACACAGAGAGAAAAGUAACAGGAUGGACAGUGUCAGUUACGCUGCUUCUACCUCCAUUUAUAACUGGAAAUUAAACCCUGUCGCUGUAGCAGGAACGUCAAUGGCCUGUUGCUACUGCAGUCACUGAGUGUGUAGAAAUUGACCCCAGCUUCUGGGCAAAUGCGCUGAGUGAUGCAUUUGGUCUGUAAUAACGUGUAUGUACGUGUGUGUCUCACUUGUGUCUGAAUUCUGUUUAUAUUUAUAUAGAAUAUAUUAACUGACUUUUGUUGUUUUUUAAGUAGCAUGGGGAGGAAAACUCUCUCUCAUGGGAUUUGCAGGAUCUAAGGUUUUCCUUAAUCUUCCUCACACUCACCCAAUAAAGGUGUUGUUUUGUCAGAUGCUA